Messenger RNA from Cyphellophora attinorum, 2610 nucleotides. RefSeq lists its product as uncharacterized. NCBI's taxonomy places the organism in Eukaryota, Fungi, Ascomycota, Eurotiomycetes, Chaetothyriales, Cyphellophoraceae. The transcript has 2 exons. The record is from RefSeq and is a predicted model, not a curated record. Bases 1 to 2610 code for a protein of 869 amino acids.
AUGAGUCACGACGAAGACUACGAUGAUCGCCCAGGGCCCUCGUCCAGGCGUCGCGAGGCUUUCACCCUGAUACCAGAGGACGAAGAAUUAGACAUUGCCGAAGCUCUGCCAUCAGCUUCGGAUCAUCGAGCACAGCAUUCGCGCCACUCGUCCGUACGAUCUAUGCAAGAUGACAGCCAAUUCCAUGGAACAUAUCGAGACGAUGAUCGCCAAGAACCUGACAACCCAAGCCAGCUCUCGCCGACACAGAGAAGAACGCCAGGCGCAAUAUCGACAGUCUCGUCGUUGGUUCGGCGCAUGACCACUAUGAAGUCGCCACUGACAGGGACGCGCUUUCGCUCCGUGCGGCGACAACAAAGGUACGAGAAGAUGGAUGACGACAACGACCCUGACCAAGGUCCCGUGGAUUUGUCGUCGCUCGAAGGGCUCGGCUUCGAAUUGAAUGACAUGCAACCGGGACCCAGCAAUCAGCGAGCUUUGGACGAUGAAGACACCGAAUACGUAUCUCCAGCCGCCACUCGCUCCGCAAAGCCAAAGUUCCGCGAAUUUGUUGACAAGCGCCGGUCAGUGCAAGAUGGCAUUGGAGAAGGCAUGAAUCAGAUUGGUGCCCAGCUGAGACGGAAUCCCACGAAAGCAUCAAAGAGGAUGCCAGCAGCUCGCGACGAUGCUGCAAAUCAGCUAGAACGGCACAAGACAGUACGAAAUAUAGGGCAGAAAUUGGCCAGCGAGAAGAACACAAUCGUCGAAGUGAACGAGAGUGUGAUUGAUCUGAGUCAAUUUGAAGGGCCAGCGAGUAUUCCUUUUCGACAGAGCACAGCAUCAUUCGAUCAACUGCUCAAUGGCAAUCGUGCGAGCACAUUUGGUUCAAUCACAGCCCAAGAAGAACACAAAUCCUACUUCUUUCCUCAGGAUCCCGACGUGCCGAACUGGAAGCCUUUCCCGAUGAAGACAUUUUACAUCCUAGUUCUGAUAGUCAUGGCUCUCGCUAUAGCUGGGGUUCAGGAAGGUUUGUGCCAGAUGUCGAUAAGGAAGACGAGGGAGGAGGGCGGACUAAUUGUGUUCAAUAAUGUAAAGAGUGUGCCGACGAUGAAGUUCUUCGCUUGGAAAUACUUGCCUACGAUUAUCGCUGUGGCAUACUCCGUCUUUUUCACGCUCAUGGACUUCGAGAUUCGCCGCCUAGAGCCUUAUUACCAGCUAUCACAGUCUACAGGAGCCACAGCAGCAACGAGUCUAAAUUGCGAUCACCUGACGAUGUUUCAGUAUUUUGUGCCAUUCAAGGCUUGGAGGUUGAAGCAGUGGGCGGUUCUUCUGUCCACCACUGGUAACAUCAUUGCCUCCAUGAUCGGUCCGGCGGUACAGAAUCCCUCCCUCCAGUUUAUUGAAAAUCCGGACGAGAGCUGCCAGGAUGAGAACAUUGUCAAUGGCCUGUGUGGCGACACUGACCAAUUCAGAUACUGGGUCCGUGUCAACACGGUAUGGUCGCGGAUCUUGUCAGUAAGCUACCUCCUGGUUGCAAUCAUCACAGUCGUCCUACUCUUCCAACUGCGGCGAAGAUCUGGACUUCUCAGCGAUCCGAAGGGCAUUGCCGGCAUCGCGUCCAUGGCAACGAAGUCUCACAUUCUCCGCGACUUCAAAGGCACAGACGAGGCAAAUCGUGCUCAGUUGCACAAGAAACUGCAGCAUCGCCGCUAUGUCCUCUACAAGUCCUCUAUCUGGCAAGGCGAGUACGACACUAAGGAAGAUCCAUACGUCGACAGCGAUAUGAAGUCUAGCAGUCCCCAUCCGCCGAUGCUCCGAGCAGGCGCCGCGUUCCCCUUCAUGGGAUUCAUGGUCUUCGGCCUAAUAACCAUCCCUCUAAUAUCUCUCACGGAUGCACGUAUAGUGCCCAACGCGGCGCCGUGGCUACCGAUUCUCCUUGCCACCCUCCUCAAGCUCAUCUUCAACACUUUCGAAGCCGACGUUCGGCUCAUGGAGCCCUACUACCGCCUCUCCCUUGGCCGAGCCCGGCCUGAGCAUUCCCUCACACUCGACUACCAAGCCUCCAUCUACGGCAUCAUGCCUUUCCAGGCGCUCGCCAAUCGGCACUGGCUCGUCAUGCUGGUUGGUCUAUCCUCCGUCGCUCUCGAUGUCUUCACCGUCACUGUCGGUUCAUUUUCAGUGAACAGCGUGGAGUUCCUGCACAAAACAGACUCCGAGGGAUCAAAUCAGGAUGAGACCUACGUCUCCUUCUGGGUCUCCUUGAUCUUGUCGCUCGUCAUCCUAAUAUUCGUCCUCAUCACCACCGCCCUCGUCUACUGGCGGCGGCGACACCCUUUCCUGCCUCGAGAGCCGUCCACGAUUGCGGCAAAUCUGGCCUUCAUCUACUCCUCCAAUAUGUUGACGGACUUCAUUGACACGGAGAAGAUGACGAAUAAGCAGAUGGAGGCAAGGCUCAAAGGCUUGAACAAGACCUAUGCGUUGGGCUGGUUCAGGGGAAGAGAUGGCGAGAUACACUGUGCGAUUGACGAAGAGCCGAUGGUGAGUCGGUAUGUGCACGGGAAGAGCUAUACAAGGGCACAGGCUGGGCCGAUGGGCGCAGAGCCCGAGUGGGAGUAUGUAGGGGAUGUGUAG